This is a messenger RNA of Mya arenaria, 811 nucleotides long. RefSeq names its product ragulator complex protein LAMTOR5 homolog. Gene Ontology annotation, molecular function: guanyl-nucleotide exchange factor activity. Gene Ontology annotation, biological process: positive regulation of TORC1 signaling; cellular response to amino acid stimulus. Bases 36 to 308 code for a protein of 90 amino acids. Gene Ontology annotation, cellular component: cytoplasm; lysosome; Ragulator complex. The transcript is spliced from 4 exons. The record is from RefSeq and is a predicted model, not a curated record. NCBI's taxonomy places the organism in Eukaryota, Metazoa, Mollusca, Bivalvia, Myida, Myidae.
AUUGCAAAAUCACUGGUCAGCUGACUGCAUCCAAAAUGGAAAGAAAUUUAGAAAAGCAUCUAGACGAUACGUUCAGAUUGCCGGGUAUAGCUGGUGUGAUAUGCACAGAUGAACAUGGUCUUUGUCUUGGAGCCAAAGGAGUAGCAACCCGAGAGACAUCUGGUCACAUUGCCAACAUUGCAGAGAGUGCAGCCAGACUGAACCCAAACCUGCCACCUCCAGUCAUUGCCAUAGAGUCAGAGGGAGGGAGUAUACUCAUCAAGAAAGAAGGGACCAUUACUAUGGGCAUUUACAAAUCACCAAAUUGAACCACGCUACACAAGUAUAUGAACUGUGAAACCCAUCAAAGACAUUUUGUGUCAAAAAGAAAAACAUUUUGUAUUUGUUUAAUUCUAUUUUAUAAAUGAAUACUAGAAGUGAGUGUUUAGGGCUGUUUUUCAAAUGGUCACAUUGUAUGAAUAUCUGAUUGUACAUUUUGUAAUAUUUACAUUACUCUAGUUACACGCUUCAUGGAUUUGCAUCUCACCCUGGUGUUCAUUUCUGCUUGAAUACACGAAACAUGAAUCCAUAAGUGAUAAAAAGACAGAUUAUAUUUAUUAGACUGAUUUUACCAAUGUGCUUCAGUGCACUUCACCCUUCUAUGGUUGCAAUUUCUGAAUGAGUUUAGUUCCAAUUAUUUGUACCAUAUUACAUUCAAACAUUUUCUAUAACAAAAUUGUUUUUGAUCUUUAAAUUUUUUAAGCAAAUUAUAAUUUAUUGCUCUUGUAUUGUAAAUAAAUGAAGUAUUUGUGCAAUAAAAUGUAAAAUAUGA